UCUCUCUUCAGCAGCAGCAGCACUGCGGAAACCGUCUCUGUUCUCUUCUCUCUUCAUUCAUCAUGAGCUCAAUGAGUUACAACCCUUAUCUCCCGUCUGUGCAGCGCAGGCGGAUUGUGGUGCGUAGCGGGACACCCUUUGGUGGAGGAAGCAGUCGCUCUCGUUCUGUCUAUUCGACCUAUUCAUCCCCAUCCCGUGCUUCUGUUCUCUCCUCUGGUGCGGGUCUGCAUCUUUCUGCUGCCUCUGCAGAUAUGGAACUGAGCCAGGCCACUCAGCUGAGCUCAGAGUUUAAACAAGUGCGGACCCAGGAGCGAGCCCAGCUUCAAGACCUCAACGAUCGCUUUGUCAGCUUCAUUGAGCGCGUACAUGGCUUGGAGCUCCAAAAUCGUGCACUGGAGUCAGAGCUGCUCUUGCUGCGCCAGAGGCACUGUGAACCUUCCCGACUCCGGGGUCUGUAUGAACAAGAGGCAAGGGAACUUCGUGCGGCGGUAGAUGAGGCCCGCAGGGAGCGCCAAGCUGCUCAAGAAAGGCGUGACCGAUUGGAAGAGGCACUUAAGGCCUUGCAGAGUCGCUAUGAAGAAGAAGUUCUUGCCCGUGAGGAAGCUGAAGGCCGGAUGAUGGAUGCCAGAAAGGGAGUGGAUGAGGCGGCAUUGGCCCGCUCUGAGCUUGAAAAACGUGCUGACACCUUGCUGGAUGAGUUGGCCUUCCUCAAGAGGCUGCAUGAAAGUGAAAUCGCAGAGCUUCAAGCUCAGGUGCAGUACACCGCCCAAGUGUCAGUGGAGAUGGAAGUGGCAAAACCGGACCUCUCUGUGGCUCUCCGAGACAUCAGAGGUCAGUACGAGCGCCUGGCUCAGCAGAACAUCCAGGCCGCUGAGGAGUGGUUCCGCGGGAAGGUGAGCACAAUGGCGGAAGACACGGCUAAACACACGGAGAACAUCCGCACGGCGAAAGAUGAGGCUGGGGAGUACCGUCGCCUUCUGAAAGCUCGAGAUCUAGAGAUUGAGGCAUGUCAGGGACUGAACCAAGCUCUGGAGAGGCAACUUCAAGAAGUCGAGGAGAAGCAGAGUGCAGAGAUCGCUGCCUUACAGGAUACUAUCGGUGACCUGGAGAAUGAACUAAGGACAAUGAAGAGUGAAAUGGCACGUUAUCUUAAAGAAUAUCAGGACCUUCUUAAUGUGAAAAUGGCCUUGGAUAUUGAGAUUGCUGCCUACAGGAAGCUUCUAGAAGGAGAAGAAACCCGCUUUAACGUGGGCGGCAUUGGUGGAAUCUCUAGUGUGUUUUCUCCCUCCAUUGCUGCCACUCCUUCUUUUGGUCGUCCUGUAUUCUCAGUUCAGGCAAGCCUGACCUCUGGCGCCCCCUAUCUAUUGGGAACCAGACUGAUGAGUUACUCUGCCUCACCAUAUGAGAUCAUAGAAGCCACCCAGGCGCAGGAGGCUGAGGCAAGUCCUGAGAAAGAAGAGGAGGAGGAAGAGGAGGAGGAACAGCAAGAGGAAGCAGAGGAGGGAGAAGAAGAGAAGGAGGAGGAAGAAGAAGAGGGUGAGAAGGAGGAGGAAGAGGAAGAAGAAAAAGAAGAAGAGGAAAAAGAAGAGGGGGAGGAAGGUGGUGAAGAAGGAGGAGAGGAAGAAGGAGAACAGGAAGAGGAAGGAGAAGAGGAAGAGGGAAAGGAGGAAGGAGGAGAAGAGGGUGAUGAAGGUGAAGAAGAUGAGGCUGAGAAGGAUGAUGCUGGAAAAGAAGAGGAAAAAAAGAAAGGAGGAGAGGAGAAAGAUAGCAAAGCUGAGAAAGCCAAGCCAAAAGAGAAGUAAACAUCCUGAACCAAACCCCCUGGUGCUAGCUAUAGGUGUUCAAACCUUGUCAACUUCAACUUCACUGUGCCCUAAUGCUUGAUUUCAGAUUCUGUUCAAACAGCAAACAAUAAUGUACACAAAACAAGAAUAAUAAACGCAUCCAUAGGGAGCACCCAGAGCCAGAGUAGCCUAUGCAUGAAUACAUGCCUUAUGUUUGCGCUUGGCAGGGAUUGUGUUGGUUUGAUUGUGUUUAUUUAUUAAAAUGCAAAUUAUAUAAUUAUUUGAGCAUUGUGUCAGUAUGCCUUCAGCAUUUAUCUACCAAUUAACUGCCUAUGAUAACACAAGUGUGCUUAUUCAAAAUGCCUUAGAACAAAUCCUCAAAGAAAGGUUCAUUGCCUACUAAUAAAAACUUGACAAACCUCCUUGAA
Messenger RNA from Danio rerio (zebrafish), 2212 nucleotides. RefSeq names its product neurofilament light chain b (gene neflb). The record is from RefSeq and is marked provisional. Gene Ontology annotation, cellular component: cytoskeleton; axon; intermediate filament. Lineage: Eukaryota; Metazoa; Chordata; Actinopteri; Cypriniformes; Danionidae. Gene Ontology annotation, biological process: postsynaptic intermediate filament cytoskeleton organization. Gene Ontology annotation, molecular function: structural molecule activity.